AUCAACAAAAAUCCAAAAAAAAAAAAAAAAAUUUCAACAAAAUUCACUUGAAUUCAUUGAUUAAUCGAAUUCGAUCGAGUUUCCCUUCGAUCUGAUCUCCAACAGAUCGACGAAGAUGAUGGGCUCAGAGCCGCAGAGUGAUCAUCCCCUCGCCAGAGGGAAUGCCGAGGACGAAGAAUCCCCGCACCUCCCAUCGGAGCAAAUGCAAACCCUAGCCCUCAACGACGACGACGACGACUGGGAUUCGGCCGCCGGCGACGUCUCUUCCUCCAAAUCCUACUCCAAUUACCGCAGUGCCAUGACUGCUCUCUCCCCCUCCGCCUCGGAGCACCACCCGCUAAGUCCGCCGCCGUCUGUCACCGCCGCCUCAGAUCCUCUCUCGGCACCCCCUCGCAGUCGUUCGCUCGAUUCCCCUUCGUACGCUGACGUCAUCGUCAGCCCUUUCCACGACAGGUUCCCGGAAUCGAACGGUAGCGGGGAGAUCUCCGACGAUGCUGCGAAUUCGUCGUCGCCGAGAUCUGAAUCGUCCGGCGUCGAGUAUCUGAAAAUCAUCGUUUCGAAUCCUCAGAAGGAGGUUGAGCCGUCCAAUUCCGUCGUUACCCGGGAGAAUACAUACACAAGUUAUCAGAUCACCACGAGCACAAACAUUGCGGAUUAUGGAGGCUCGAGUUUCAGCGUUAGGAGGCGGUUUAAGGACGUCGUUACUCUCUCGGAUCGGCUCAGCGAGAGUUACAGAGGUUUCUUCAUCCCGCCACGGCCGGACAAAAGUGUUGUGGAGAGUCAAGUGAUGCAGAAGCAGGAUUUUCUGGAGCAGAGGAGGGUGGAGCUGGAGAAGUACUUGAAGAGACUGGCCAAGCAUCCGUUAAUUAAGAAAAGUGAUGAAUUGAGGGUAUUCUUGACAGUGAAUGGCCGAAUGCCGCUGCCCACGAGCAUCGACAUGGCGUCGAGGAUGCUUGAUGGGGCAGCCAGGCUGCCGAAGCAGCUUUUGGGGGAAUCGAGUAGUGUGAUCGAGCCGCAGGAUGUGUCGCAUUCUGCCAAAGGUGGGAGGGACAUACUGAGGUACUUAAAGGAAUUGAAGCAAUCUGUCGUUAAUGACUGGGGUAAUACAAAAGCUCCUUUGGAGGAGGAGGAUAAGGAGUUCUUGGAGAAGAAGGUGAAAAUGUAUGACUUUGAGCGGCAUCUUACCAGUGCGUCGAAACAGGCAGAAUCGCUGGUGAAAGCACAGCAUGACAUGGGGGAGACAUUAGGAGAAUUGGGGUUAGCUUUCAUUAAGCUGACAAAGUUUGAGAACGAGCAGGCAACAAUGAAUACUCAAAGGGCAAGGGCUGGUGACAUGAAAUAUGUAGCUACGGCAGCUGUGAAGGCAAGCAGAUUGUACAAAGGGUUGAAUGGGCAGACUGUGAAGCAUUUUGAUACAUUGCUCGAACACAUGGGAAUGCUGCUAGCUGCCCACAAUGCAUUCUCUGAUCGUGCCAGUGCUUUAUUGACAGUGCAAACUCUUAUAUCCGAACUAUCUUCCUUGCAUUCACGAGCUGAAAAACUUGAAGCAGCAUCAUCUAAAGUUUUUGGUGGUGACAAGUCAAGAACCCGUAAGUUAGAAGAUUUGAAGGAGGCCAUUAAAGUCACAGAGGACGCUAAAAGUUGUGCAAUCAAAGAAUAUGAAAGGAUUAUGGAGCAUAACAGAAGUGAAAUUCAAAGGCUAGACAGAGAAAGGCAAACAGAUUUUGUUGAGAUGCUGAAAGGUCUUGUUACAAAUCAGAUGUCAUACCAUGAGAAACUGGGGAACGAGUGGGCUAAAGUGGUGGAGGAGACCAGAAAGUAUGCAAAGGACAGCACAUAGAAUAGAAGAAGAAGAAGACAUGGGGUGGGGGGGUGGGGGGGUUUGAUAAAUUAUUCUAUUUUGAACUUCAACUUUUUCUGUUAAGUUAUACUACUAUAUACAUGUAGGAAAAUAGAAGAAUAGAUCAAUGGGUGUCAAGGCAAAAUAAGCAGAAUGCAGAAAGUCUGAAUUUUGAUUCAUUAUCAUCACUCACUGUUUUGGUUGCUUCCUUUAUUCAUUUCUCAUUGAAUAUCACAAGUUUGUUGUUGAUGCU
Molecule: messenger RNA, 2093 nt
Organism: Andrographis paniculata
Lineage: Eukaryota; Viridiplantae; Streptophyta; Magnoliopsida; Lamiales; Acanthaceae
Product: sorting nexin 2B-like
Exons: 5
Coding region: 116-1840 (574 amino acids)
Molecular function (GO): phosphatidylinositol binding
Source: RefSeq, a predicted model, not a curated record